GAAGUAGUUUAGCAGUUUUGGUUGGAAUGAAGUUGACUAUGGUAACUCUCCGUAAAUGUGGGAAGGUAGAAAGUUAACUUUUGCCCUUAUUUCCUUGCAUGGGUCAAAGGUAAUUGUUUUUUGUGGGCGGAAACCUGGUCUUGUCUGUAGUUAGCAUGGAGUGGAUUGGGUUUUUGUCUCAGCUCAGCUGUCCGGUAAGCAUGUUGGAUUAGGAAAUUCUCGAUUACUCGAAGAAAAAAUUGUCAUCUACAUGAGCCUAAGCGUUCUGCCAUGAGAACUGGGCCGAGACCCACAAAAGAGCUACAAGCCCACUGACCCAAGCUCUUGUUUUGGGCUUAGGCCCUUCUCUUUUGGGCCCGUCGCCUGUGUGAUCCGUUUGUGAUUUUGCCUUUAGGAAAGGGACCCAUUCCCUGCCCCAAAAGCACUGCACAUCCUUUCAAACAUUAAUUAAUUACAUAAUUAGUCAUCAAGUGCUAACUUAACUAACUUUUUGGCCACCCCGUUAUACUCCACCUACCACGCGCAUGUUAGCAUUCGGCACCACCUUAACGAACUCAAUUAUAUCAAAUUUAAAAAUAAAACAUAGUAAUUUCUUGUUCGGCUUCUGUCGACUGUCUUGGGCUUUGUCCAUUGAUAUGCAAACAAACAAACGAACUCCUCAACCAUUCUCGCAGACCCGUCUUACCAAUUCGGAACCUACCUUCGGAGCCCCGACAUCCCCAACCUCAACCACCACACUCUCUGUGGCAAUUUUGGCUUGACAGUCAGAGUUUGUUGUCGAAAUGGUUAAAUCCGCCAAGUCUCAACUCGAAGAAGAAGAGCAAUCCGAUGAUUACGAUGACCUUGUCGCCCAACACAAUCUCUCCUCAAAAGGGGAAUUGAUGAAGGUAGAUGGGAAGAGAAAUGAACAAAAGUCGAACUCGUAUAGGUCUAAACAUUCAGAGACUGAACAACGUAGAAGGAGCAAGAUUAAUGAGAGGUUUCAAAUUUUGCGAGAUCUCAUACCUCAAAAUGAUCAGAAAAGAGACAAGGCUUCAUUCUUGUUAGAGGUUAUCGAAUAUAUUCAGUUUUUACAGGAAAAAUUACGGGUACAUGAGGGACCGUACCAAGGGUGGAGUCAGGAGCCAACCAAAUUGAUGCCUUGGAAAAAUCAUCAAGGACCUCCAGAAAACUUUGUGGAUCAUUCUCAAGUUAUUAAGAAUGGUUAUUGUGAGAAUAAUGUUGCACAUAACUCAGUGGAAUCCGACUUGGGCACAUCUUCAAUAUAUGAGGCACUGGAGCAUCCCUCUGGGACGACCACUCCUGCACUUCCCCUUAACAUACAAAUACCGUCAAAUAUGUAUGCAACUGUUGGGAACAGUGCCAUGCCUGCUCAAUGUCUGCAAGAAUCUGUCCCUGAUGCUGCAACUAUGGCUUUCCAGUCUCCAUCCCAGCCGUGGAAGGGUAGACCACUUUUAUGCAACCUUGCUGUUCCGGACAAUUCAUCAAGUGGACAGGAGGAUAUUAACAUUGAAAGUGGAUCAAUUAACAUUUCAAGUGCCUAUUCUCAAGGGCUAUUGAAUACGCUGACUCAAGCGUUGCAAUCCUCGGGUGUGGAUUUGUCGCAAGCCAGCAUCUCUGUUCAAAUUGAUGUUGGUAAAAGGGCGAGUAAUGGGUCAACUGCUAAGGCAUCCAGUUCAAAGGAUCAUGGAAACCAACAUACGAGCAAUCAAGUAUCGACACAAACUAGAGGUGGGAGCCAGUGACAACUCUAGUAAGGCUCAUAAAAGAUUGAGAAGAGAAAAAAGCUAGUAUUCAACUCUGGUCAUCGUCUAUCUAUACAGUUUGAUCAAUUGAUUCGUUCGUUGGGAUGAGGUGUUCAUUUUUGCCAUGUCAUGGUCCACAGAUUACUCAGUCCAUGUCAAUUGUACAUGUCUCUGUAUCUUGGUUGUCAGGUUACAUAUUUGCGUGGAUUCUCCAAUGGGAAGAAUUAGAGUCAUAUGGUCAUUUGCUUGUGUUGGGUUUGGAAAUAGGGAAUCUUUCAAUGAUGAUCUUCGUUAACUUAACCUGAAUGACGUC
Messenger RNA from Tripterygium wilfordii, 2058 nucleotides. RefSeq names its product transcription factor BIM2-like. Gene Ontology annotation, molecular function: protein dimerization activity; DNA-binding transcription factor activity. The record is from RefSeq and is a predicted model, not a curated record. Gene Ontology annotation, biological process: DNA-templated transcription. NCBI's taxonomy places the organism in Eukaryota, Viridiplantae, Streptophyta, Magnoliopsida, Celastrales, Celastraceae. Bases 783 to 1745 code for a protein of 320 amino acids. The transcript is spliced from 8 exons.